UGUGCAGGGUUGUCUUACAUCAGCCCAAUGAGUCCUGGUGCAGGCGACUGACGGUCAGAGAGGGAACGAGCAAGAGCAAGAGGGGCUUGGGUUGUGACACCCAGCCGUCUGACUCACUGGGAUAAUCGGAAACCGUCUCUGAACAAAUGGUCUGAAAGGAAAAGAAAACAUCUCUGAAAUUGGAAGCCUGUCUCUGUGCAUGUGUUUGGGAUGAAGCACCUGUGGGACGUUCACUUCCUCCUGCUCCUCCUCCUCUGCCUGUUCGGAGCCGUCACGUCACAGGUCAACCCAGGUGUGUGUCGGUAUCCUCUGGGCAUGUCAGGAGGGCAGAUACAGGACGAGGACAUCUCCGCCUCCAGCCAGUGGUCCGAAUCCACUGCUGCUAGAUAUGGCAGGCUGGACUUCGAGGACGGCGACGGCGCGUGGUGUCCGGAAAUAACGGUCGAGCCAGACAGCCUGAAAGAGUUCCUCCAGAUUGACCUGCGCUCGCUCCACUUCAUCACCCUGGUGGGCACCCAGGGUCGACACGCGGGAGGCAUCGGUAAUGAGUUCGCCCAGAUGUACAAGAUUAAGUACAGCCGCGAUGGGAGCCGCUGGAUCUCGUGGAGAAACAGGCAGGGCAAGCAGGUGAUUGAAGGAAACAGAAACGCCUAUGACAUCAUACUCAAGGACCUCGAGCCGCCCAUCAUCGCUCGCUUUGUCCGCUUCAUGCCCGUCACAGACCACUCCAUGAACGUCUGCAUGAGGGUGGAGCUCUACGGCUGUGAGUGGCUCGAUGGUCUUGUGUCAUACAAUUCUCCGGUAGGAGAACAGAUGACCUCGCCUGCUUACCCCGUGUAUCUCAACGACUCUGUCUAUGACGGGGCUGUCAUCCACAGUAUGACUGAGGGCUUGGGUCAGCUGACUGAUGGAGUGUGUGGUCUGGACGAUUUCACACACAGUCACGUCUACAACGUGUUGCCUGGGUACGACUAUGUGGGCUGGAACAAUGAGAGUUUCCCCAGUGGAUAUGUGGAGAUCAUGUUCGAGUUUGACCGAACGCGAAACUUCACCACCAUGAAGGUCCACUGCAACAACAUGUUCUCCCGGCACAUCAAGGCUUUCCGCCAGGUGGUGUGUCAUUUCCGUUCUGAAUCGGACUGGGAGGCCUCGCCGCUCACCUUCAGCCCUGUGGUGGAUGAGAAGAAUCCCAGUGCCCGCUUCGUUACCGUCAACCUAGCCAAUCACAUGGCCAGUGCCAUCAAAUGCCAGUUCUACUUUGCUGACGCCUGGAUGUUGUUCAGUGAGAUCACCUUCCAGUCAGACACAGCCAUGUAUAACACAACUCUGGCUCCACCCAAGACAGGACUGCCACCCAACAUACCACCAGAAGAUGACCCCACGCACAAAGUAGAUGACAGCAACACCCGCAUUUUGAUUGGUUGUUUAGUGGCCAUCAUCUUCAUCCUUGUGGCCAUCAUCGUCAUCAUCUUGUGGAGGCAGGUGUGGCAGAAGAUGCUGGAGAAGGCCUCUCGUCGGAUGCUGGAUGAUGAACUAACUGCUAGUUUGUCAAUACAGAGCGAGACGUUCGCCUACAGCCACAACCACAACCAGUCCAGUACAUCCAGCGAACAGGAGUCUAACUCCACCUAUGAGCGCAUCUUCCCGCUCGGCCCAGACUACCAGGAGCCGUCACGCCUCAUAUGUAAGCUGCCGGAGUUUGCACAGAGCUCAGAGGAGCCUGCUUCUACCAGCACAGCAGCUUCUAAAUCCACCACGACAACUGUCGCCCAGGACGGCGUCCCUCACUAUGCAGAGGCAGACAUUGUGAACCUGCAAGGUGUGACGGGUAGCAACACGUAUGCCAUCCCUGCGGUGACUAUGGACCUGUUGUCAGGGAAGGAUGUUGCAGUGGAGGAGUUCCCACGGAAACUGCUCACUUUCAAAGAGAAGCUGGGAGAGGGCCAGUUUGGAGAGGUGCACCUGUGUGAGGCAGAAGGAAUGCAGGAGUUCAUGAAUAAAGAGUUUUUAUUUGACAUCCCCGAGGAGCUGCCAGUUUUAGUGGCUGUGAAGAUGCUCCGUUCAGAUGCCAACAAAAACGCUAGGAACGACUUCCUGAAAGAGAUAAAGAUCAUGUCGCGUCUGAAGGACCCUAACAUCAUUCGCCUCCUGGCAGUGUGCAUCUACAGCGACCCGCUCUGUAUGAUCACAGAGUACAUGGAGAACGGGGAUCUGAACCAGUUCCUGUCCCGUCAUGAACCCGAGGGACAACUCGCCCUGCUCAGCAAUGCACCUACUGUCAGCUUCAGUAAUCUGUGCUACAUGGCCACUCAGAUAGCAUCGGGGAUGAAGUACCUCUCCUCCCUAAACUUUGUUCAUCGAGACUUAGCCACACGAAAUUGCCUGGUGGGCAAGAAGUUCACGAUAAAGAUAGCUGACUUCGGCAUGAGCAGGAAUCUGUACAGCGGUGACUACUACCGCAUCCAGGGCAGAGCUGUGCUGCCUAUACGCUGGAUGUCAUGGGAGAGCAUCCUGCUGGGCAAGUUCACCACAGCUAGUGAUGUGUGGGCCUUCGGGGUGACCCUGUGGGAGAUCCUGAACUUCUGCAAGGAGCAGCCCUACUCUCAGCUCACUGAUGAGCAGGUGAUAGAGAACACAGGGGAGUUCUUCAGGGACCAGAAAAGACAGAUCUACUUGCCUCAGCCCGUGCUGUGUCCAGACUCGCUCUACAAGAUCAUGCUGAGCUGCUGGAGGAGGAACACGAAAGAGCGGCCCUCCUUCCAGGAAAUACACCACGCCCUCCUGGAAAUACAGCCGUAAGCCGUGGCUAUGCUUAAGACAGUGAUUCCCAGUCUGCACAUCAUCUGGACACAUUGGUGCUUGACAAAAGACACACUCCAGGUUUAAGCUGUCUGGUUUGAGUAGAGAGAAAAAGUGUGAGAGCCACUUGUGGGCUACAAGCUACAAUUUAGGAAACACUCCUUCCAUGGACUUAACACACUACAAAGAUGGACUACCAGAGACACAAUGUGCGUUUGAGUUUAUUAGCACAAUCACGUUGGCUCAGAUGUUUUAUAGAAAUACAGGUAUUCUUAGGAGAUUCUAUUCUGUCUUUUUGUACACCAACCCUGAAAAAUACGGUUGUGUUGUGACUCAUGUUGUGCAAGUCAAAAGUAAAUGUAGCAAGUGACAUUUGGCACUUUUGAAAAUCUAUUUUAAUUUCAUUUUGUUGAUACGAGUUUAGCUUUCCCAUGUUUACUGUGCUUAUUGACAAACGUAUGAAACAUUGCUGAAGAACUUUCUUGUGUUUUCUUUUGGAGGACUGCUUGAAUGUAGUAGGUAAAAGUGCAGCGAACUAUUACUGUUACAAUUCAUUAUGUUUCAAGUAUUUCAUCUCAGUCGCUCUGACAAAGCUCCACCAUUUUUAAAUUAGAACAUCAAGUAACUCAGUCUUUCUCAUCUCCCUGCAGUUUUCCUACAGUGAUUUGAACACAACAUGUAUAUGACUGUGCAUAUUCAAUAGAUAAGUCUAAAUCUGAAAUAUCAAUUUUUGUAUUUUAUAUUUAUAUGUGUUUGUUCUUAUAAUGUUAUGUUUAUACGUUUGUUGUUGGUUUGCGCUUUAAGUUGAUGAGUGUGGAGUCGCAUUUUGGAUUUGAUUCAGUAAUUUUCUUGCUAAAACUUUGGAUUUAGACACCGAACAAAAACAGUACUGAAGAAAAAGAAAAAAGGAAUCCAGGUUGUGUUUUAAACGUGUGCUCUGCCGGUUUAACAGUAUGUUUACAGUGUGUAUCGUUGAGAAGAUGUUUGUAGAUGGAGCAGUUAUUGAGAAAGAAAACCCUCUUUGAAAGGAGGAAUGAAGAAGAAAAGGGCACGCCGACUUCAAAUCAUGUGUUUCAUUGAUUUGACUGCUGCAGAUCACGUUCACGUCGUCUAUAUUGGCUCACUCAAACUCACUGUAAUGAUGCCUCCAUGGUAAUUAGUAAUCAGCAGUCAAUUUUCUCUUUCUAUCAUUGAUACUUUCUUUGUCUUUUCUAUGUGUUUUUCCACAGUGAAUAACUCUGUGCUGGAAUACCUUGUACUUCAUACUGCAUACAACUGUUUCAGCGAGAUCAGCAGUAUUUACAGUUUCUGCACUCAUAUCAGAGGCCUUUGUCCCACUGACCUUGGACGUUAGAGACAUUCAUAUCCUCCCCAAUGCAUGGCAUGUCUGCCUUUAUGUCACUCUUAUCGUUCAGUACUUUGCUAACAAAUCUGUACAAAUCUGUGUCAUGUUCUAUUUGGUUUGGAGACAAAUUUAGGCAUUAGUGAUUCAUGUGGUGCUUCUCAUUGAACAAUGAAGUCUUUUCAUGGCAUUUACAAUCUUCUCUUUGUUAUAAAUAAAUUGGUGACAGACGUACAGCUGCGAAAAUUUUAAUGCACCCUGGUAAAAAUUUAAUUUGUUUUGUAUUAUUACAUCUUUGUACUCAAGCGUUUGUUUUUUUCAGUGAGAAUGUUUUUUUUAUACACAUUGUAAACUAAAGUUGUACAUUGAGAGACAAAUUACAAAUAAAACUAAAACAGGGAAGUGUAUCUCUCCCUGAGCUCCUGUCUUAUUCAUGAGAGCUGGAUAGGUUACAACUGUGUGGGUGGUACCUGAGGCUGAGCACACUGCAGUCUGGAUCUCAGUGUCCAAUCACAGGAUGGAGGUGGAGUGAAGAGUAGCACAUGAACCAGACGCAAAACUUGUUGCAUUGAAGAACUUUUAACUGUAAAAAAUACUGUUUCCUGUAUCUUAACUUGUGUCCUGUUUGGACCAAAAUAUAUGAAUUACGGGAUUCGGGGACAGGGAGCAAAAAGCAGUGGCCUUAGCCUGGUGCUUUGUGAGCAUCCCCUCUGCCUGGACAUGAGGGGCCUGCAGGAGCACGUGUUGGGCUGCCCUCUCUGCCCUCCUCACCCCUCGGCCCGGAGCUCAGGUGGCCCCUGCUGCAGAUGGACGCCAGCAGCAUGUCCUCCGUCAUCGGUGCUGCACGGGAGGUCAAACUCAGUUCUAGCAAAAUCCUGAAUCACUGGACCCACAAGUCAAGUAUAUGCAGCUCAACAUCUGGACAAGGCAACAACUACACAUAACCAAGUAAGAUGGAUCUAGAUUUGGAAACAUGUUUGGAGGUCAACAAAAAUAAUCCCAACCUCGUCUCCAACAUGUCCCACACAGUCCUGCAGAAUCUGGGUCAUCUUGAUAUCACAGUUUCAUCCCUGUCACUUGAAAGCUGCAGUCCCGAUAGAAAUAACACUCCUGAAGCAA
This is a messenger RNA of Scophthalmus maximus (turbot), 5260 nucleotides long. It is a transcript of the gene ddr2a, whose product is annotated as discoidin domain receptor tyrosine kinase 2a. Lineage: Eukaryota; Metazoa; Chordata; Actinopteri; Pleuronectiformes; Scophthalmidae. Gene Ontology annotation, biological process: cell surface receptor protein tyrosine kinase signaling pathway; protein phosphorylation; multicellular organism development. Gene Ontology annotation, molecular function: ATP binding; collagen binding; protein tyrosine kinase collagen receptor activity. Gene Ontology annotation, cellular component: membrane; signaling receptor complex. The coding region runs from base 211 to 2799 and encodes 862 amino acids. The transcript has 20 exons. The record is from RefSeq and is a predicted model, not a curated record.